AUGGAACGGAUUUCUGUCACAACAGUGCUCGCAUUAUUUUUUAUCUCUCACUGUAUGGUCAGUCCUUACAUGGUCUUCAAAGGGGAUAAUGAAAUAAAAUCCGCCGAUAAGAAAUACGAGAAAUAUGUGGCUCCCCAUCGAUCAAAAGUCCGUCUCGGAAAUCAGAUGCUAAAGCAAAUUGUAUUCGCAUUCUCUCGUAUAGCAGAGAAAUUUGUUAUAAGGACAAGACCUGGAACUUGUUUCUUUGACGAAAACUAUAAUCUCUUACGAAUCCAGCACAAUUCGAUCGGUACGGCAGAAGGCCUAGUCUACGUUCCAUUCGCUCAAAAUCAUGGCAACCGCAGUUUUUGGAAAUAUGAGGAUCCUUUGCGGAACAUUACCUGUAUACAUACGCGGCAAACGGACUUCAUACGACUUAAUCGGACAACAGAUUUAGAAGAGACGGUGAUGGCCGCCUACAACAUUUCCGAGCAACACAGAUCUCAACAGUAUCUUAUCUUCGGAGACGACAGAACGUUCAUGGCGAAGUUGGCUACGAGGUUGAAACAGAUGUUCCGCUUAGCAUCAGGAUUCGGCAUAGCAAAGCGAUUUGAAAGAACACUUUAUUAUUACGAUGUUGACGAACUGAUGCUGGAGAGACUGAAGCAGAUUGUAUUCGCAUUCCCUCGUACAGCAGAGAAAUUUGUUGUGAGUGCGAUUCGUGCCAAUGGUAUUCCAGAACAAUCCGUUGGCCUAUCCGAGAGCAUGAAUGGGAGAACAACUGUUGCUGCUUGA
Messenger RNA from Necator americanus (New World hookworm), 774 nucleotides. RefSeq lists its product as uncharacterized. Bases 1 to 774 code for a protein of 257 amino acids. The record is from RefSeq and is a predicted model, not a curated record. Lineage: Eukaryota; Metazoa; Nematoda; Chromadorea; Rhabditida; Ancylostomatidae. The transcript is spliced from 9 exons.